AUGUUCACCGCCUUGGCCACGGCGGUGACGGGAAGUGAGGCUGCGUGGGCGCAGGCUGUGGCUUCAAAGCCCAACGUGGAAGUUCCAGACCGCAUCAACUCGGACCCAUAUGAGCUUAUCGGCAUGGAGAACACAGCGGACAAGAAGGAGGACUACAAGACCUUCUACAUGAAGUCCAAAUACCGCCAGGACACAUACCAGGUCAUGAAGCACAUGAAGAUCUCGGCGUCAUUGGACAAAGGCACCCCCAACAUGGAAAAGUGGAACAGCCGGGUCAAGAAGGAGAUGAAUGACUGGCUGGCGCUCUACCGUCGCCAAAACCUGUCCGUCGGAAGGCAGAGCUACUACUCCCUGUACUCUGCGAUCAACACGCUAGCGAGCCACUUCACUUCCUACGGGCCGAAGUUCCCUUUCCCCAACAAGAGGAGGCCUCGCUUCUAUGAGCUUUGCAAUCAGGUGGAGAAGUACCUCGAGAAAGGCAAGUGA
Molecule: messenger RNA, 486 nt
Organism: Symbiodinium sp. CCMP2456
Lineage: Eukaryota; Dinophyceae; Suessiales; Symbiodiniaceae
Source: the annotation of a GenBank genome assembly